Schizophyllum commune H4-8 is the source of this 1765-nucleotide messenger RNA. RefSeq lists its product as uncharacterized. The transcript has 2 exons. Lineage: Eukaryota; Fungi; Basidiomycota; Agaricomycetes; Agaricales; Schizophyllaceae. The record is from RefSeq and is a predicted model, not a curated record. Bases 1 to 1467 code for a protein of 488 amino acids.
AUGAAUAAUCUCAAUAAGUACGACGAAACCCUCUUUAUACCUAUGCAGGCCAUUGCUGGCACCCGACGCAUACGGUCCAUUUCUCAGAAAAGUAUGGUGAAUUCAUCUGGUGGAACUUAUCAUCUUUUCCAUGCUCAUAGUCUCAAAUUAGCACUACAUCUCUGCGACUUCUGUGGCGAAGCGUACAGACGCCCGGACGCGAAGAGUAGGCAUCAGCCGAAAUGCCCCAAGAGGAAGGACGAGGCGCAACAGGACGACCACACGGGCGCGAACUCCACGGUUGUGCGCGAGUGCGGAGAAACAGGGUCGAGUACAAACGCUACGAGCACGAGCGGGACGGUGGCGAAAGGCGCAUGCAGGAACACGACAAAGGCAGAUUCUCCCGUGGCCCCCCGCGCGGAGACGCCUAAGCGAGCUGCGCGCAAGCGCGAGCGGUCAAUCUCGGGGCCGCGCGAUGUGCCAGUCAAGUCGCGCAAGACGUCGGCUGACGCGCCCAGGAGGCGGGACGAGUCACAGGGACGGCCGGUCGCCCCGCCAGAAGCACCAACAAUCGCACGCGCGAUCUCUCCUCUACCGACUCGUAUGCCGCUCCCGCGACCCUUCCCCAGAUUCUUCCUCGCGAACACCGAGGAGCUUCACGAUGAGAUUGACCGGCAGAAGACGCGCAUCCGCGAGCUCGAGCAGGCGCUGCGAGACGUGCAGAAUGGCGUGAUCGGCAAGCCUGCCGAUACACCUACCAGGCCCGCUGAAGCUCGUCAUCGGGACUCCAUCGAUACUCAGCGGCGGGCUUCCGUCGCGCCAGCCGCUAUGCGCGGGGAUCCAUUGACUCUUCGUAGAGCGUCUUUCUCCAGGCUCGGCUCGUCGACUCCCACGCGCGAGGGGUCCGUCGAGACGCUCGUACCGCGCGAAUCGUCGGUACCCCCACGUCAUGCCUUUAUGCGCGAACGAUCCACAUUCUCCAACGCGUCGACCCGCCUUUCUCGUCGCGACUCGCUGGCCACCCCGCCUCCCUAUACACCGGUGGAAGGGAUGUCCAGGCGGGCAUCCUUUGCCUCGCUCGCCGCAACCGACGAGGGAUCGGACGCGGGGGACCGUGUGUUCCAGGAGGCUGUCGCUAACGCUGUAGCGACCUAUGGCGAGGACUACCUCGACGAUUUCUACAGGCGUCAUAACGACCACACCGACGACGAGGGCACCGUGCAUGGUGAGGGGACGCCGUUCAAGCUCCCUGGCGGGUCGGGGGACUUUGAGUUGGUGGAGGAGCGCGCUUACAACUCUGCGCCGUACGAUGGCGAUGACGAUGCGGAGGAUACUGAGGACGAGGACUACGAUUACGAUUACGAUGAAGAUCACGACGACUGCGACGAGGAAGACAAGGAAGAGGUGGACGAGCUGGACUCGGAUCACGGCGAGGAGGAUCUGGCGGAGGAGAAAACUGAUGGGCCCGAGUCCAAGGAUGACUUUUAGGGCGCUAAUUCGCUUCACUGAUCUUUUCUAAGUUAUCAUUACGAUAUUUUCUGCCGACCGCCUUGAACCGCUACUUGGUUACCGAUACUCAAUGCUUGCUUGUGACUCCGAUAAGCUCUCCCUAUAAUCAGUCUAUGUACUCUCGUUUUAUUUUUACCGUACAAGCCUGCACUUUACCUACGCCCCACUGUCUUUACAGAACACCUCACUAAUCACCCAUACCGUACGAUACUCUCCCGCUUCAAACGGCAAAUCCUUCACGAACCAAGACAGUAUACUGCAGCUUGUGUGUUCUCAG